Molecule: messenger RNA, 2678 nt
Organism: Amborella trichopoda
Lineage: Eukaryota; Viridiplantae; Streptophyta; Magnoliopsida; Amborellales; Amborellaceae
Product: putative pre-mRNA-splicing factor ATP-dependent RNA helicase DEAH2
Cellular component (GO): intracellular anatomical structure
Molecular function (GO): RNA binding; RNA helicase activity; ATP binding
Source: RefSeq, a predicted model, not a curated record
UAAGUCCUAGGGCACAAAUGUCAAAACCCGAUCCUCUCUCUCGGAUCUCACUUUUUAGGGUUUUUAAUUGCUCGUUUCCACUGUUCUUCCCGCGUUUUCUAGGGUUUGUUGAGGUUUACUCCUCUUCGCCCUGUGUUUUCUAGGGUUUUUAAGGUUCCUCCCUCAGUCCGCUGCGUUUUCUAAGGGUCUCCUCUCUCACUCGGUGCCACUCGUAGUCCUUUUCAAGGGCUGAGGCAUUUUCUAGGGUUAUUUUUCGUGGGCUAGGGGGGAUUUUCUAGGGCAUUUGUGGAGUUUGGCCAUGGCGACUGAGAGGAAGAGGAAAGUUAGCCUUUUCGAUGUGGUGGGUGACCCCUCUGUGGCUGCCAAAAAGCUAAGCGUUAAUGGCUCAGCUGAUGUGAACAGGUGGAAUGGGAGACCUUAUUCCCAAAGAUAUUUUGAGAUUCUUGAGAAGAGGAAGACCUUACCGGUUUGGCAACAAAAGCAAGAGUUUCUUGAUACGCUGGAGAAGCACCAGACGCUCAUAUUAGUUGGAGAAACUGGCAGUGGAAAGACCACGCAGAUUCCUCAGUUUGUUGUUGAGGCUGGUUAUACCAGCAACCGCAAGCAGAUUGCUUGUACCCAGCCUCGUAGAGUGGCUGCAAUGUCUGUCUCACGUCGUGUUGCAGAGGAGAUGGAUGUUACAAUUGGGGAAGAAGUUGGUUACAGCAUCCGUUUUGAAGACUGCACUGGUCCAAAAACAAUUCUCAAGUACUUGACCGAUGGUAUGCUUCUUAGAGAAGCAAUGACAGAUCCACUGCUGGAGCGUUACCGAGUGAUCAUAUUGGAUGAGGCCCAUGAGCGAACUGUAGCAACUGAUGUUCUUUUUGGGCUUCUUAAGGAGGUCCUAAAGAAUAGAGCGGACCUAAAGCUUGUUGUUAUGAGUGCAACAUUAGAGGCUGAAAAAUUUCAGGGUUAUUUUUAUGGAGCCCCGCUUAUGAAAGUACCUGGUAGGCUUCAUCCUGUUGAAAUCUUUUACACACAGGAUCCAGAGAGAGAUUAUCUAGAAGCAGCCAUUAGAACGGUUGUGCAAAUACACACAUGUGAACCCCAUGGGGACAUUUUGGUCUUUUUAACUGGAGAGGAGGAGAUAGAAGAUGCUUGUAGGAAAAUUACAAAGGAGAUAAACAACAUGGGUGAUCAAGUAGGGCCUGUGAAAGUUGUUCCACUUUAUUCUACAUUGCCUCCAUCAAUGCAGCAGAAGAUAUUCGAGCCUGCUCCACCCCCAUCGAAAGAAGAUGGCCCUCCCGGUAGAAAGAUUGUAGUUUCAACCAACAUUGCUGAAACUUCUUUAACCAUUGAUGGUAUCGUUUAUGUUAUUGACCCUGGUUUUGCAAAACAAAAGGUUUAUAAUCCGAGGGUUAGAGUUGAAUCUUUGCUGGUAUCGCCAAUUUCCAAAGCAAGUGCACACCAGAGAUCUGGCCGUGCAGGGAGAACCCAACCUGGGAAAUGCUUUAGACUUUACACUGAGAAAAGUUUUAGUGAUGACCUUCAACCACAAACAUAUCCUGAGAUCUUGAGGUCAAAUCUGGCAAAUGUUGUUCUCACCCUGAAAAAGCUUGGAAUUGAUGACUUGGUUCACUUUGAUUUUAUGGAUCCACCUGCUCCUGAAACCCUUAUGCGAGCAUUAGAGGUUUUGAACUACUUGGGUGCUCUGGAUGAUGAUGGAAACCUGACCAAGUUAGGAGAAAUUAUGAGUGAAUUUCCUCUGGAUCCUCAGAUGUCGAAGAUGCUUGUUGUUAGUCAAGAAUUCAAUUGUUCUAAUGAGAUCCUCUCAAUUUCCGCUAUGCUUUCAGUACCCAAUUGCUUUCUCCGGCCUAGGGAGGCUCAGAAAGCUGCAGAUGAAGCGAAAGCUCGAUUUGGACACAUCGAUGGGGAUCACCUUACGCUCUUGAAUGUCUACCACGCUUACAAGCAGAAUAAUGAAGACCCCACUUGGUGCUAUGAGAACUUCAUUAACCAGAGGGCUAUGAAAGCUGCUGACAAUGUGAGACAACAGCUGGUGCGCAUCAUGGCGAGAUUCAACCUCAAACUAUGCAGUACUGACUUCAACAGCCGUGACUAUUACCCCAACAUAAGGAAAGCCAUGCUUACAGGCUACUUUAUGCAGGUAGCUCACCUUGAGCGAACAGGCCACUACUUGACAGUGAAAGAUAACCAGGUUGUUCACCUGCAUCCUUCCAAUUGUCUUGAUCACAAGCCGGAAUGGGUCAUAUACAAUGAGUACGUCUUGACAAGUAGAAAUUUCAUACGUACGGUUACUGAUGUGCGGGGCGAGUGGUUGAUUGAUAUUGCGCCGCACUACUACGACCUUUCUAACUUCCCCAAUUGUGAGGCAAAGCGUGUUCUUGAGAGACUCUACCAGAAGCGGGAAAGGGAUAGGGGAGAGAGCAAAGGCAGAAAAUGAGAUUUCCCAGGACUCUCCUGCGUUGUGGUCUUUAAAAACAUGCAAUCCAUUUUGUGAAAAAAAUAUAUUUAUGUCGUGAAAUAGUUGUCAAAGCUUCUAAUGGAUCUGAAAGAGAAGACCACUGGGAAAGUUUUUAUUCUUUCGAGUGGUGGUUUUGAUCCUUUAAAGUUUGUGUAACACUUCUUUUUUAUACUUUGCUUAUACAAUACAUUUUUUUCAUUGGUGGAAUUUUGAA